GAAUGGAGAAUAAGAUUUUUCAUAUUCACUCAUUCAAAACAUAAAAAGUUAGUUCCACUUAUUAGCGGUAUUAUUGAGUUUAAAAAAGUUGGAUGAUAAAAAAGAAAGGUAUUAUUGAAAAGGGUAAAUGAGAGGUGGGUUGAGGAGGUCCGGAUAGUCUUUACUCUCCAUUUUGACAAUGAUAUAUCCAUGCGAUAUACCCAUACAUACGGAGAUAUAAGAUGAGAGAUAUAAGAAGAAGAAGAAGAAGAAGAAGAAGAGUUGGUUUUUUAGUCAUCUCACGAGAAGAGAAGAGAAGAGAAGAGAAGAGAGAAGAGCUGGUUUUGUCUUAUCAAAGUCGUAAUAAAAGUAGUAAUAAUAAUAAUAAUUAAAAAAGGAAAAAGAACGGUUGGCACGUUUAAUUUCCCUCUCUGUAUGUAUCUCUUUCUCUCUCCGAGUUGAAUUUAAGUAAGAAGAAAGAAAGGUGUGUGUGUUUGUUGGGAUUUAGAGAGAGAGAGAGAGAGAGAAAGAGAAAAUGAGUGGUGGAGGUGAAGGAGAAGAAGAGACAACACUUGAAUUCACUCCCACCUGGGUUGUCGCUGCCGUUUGUACUGUCAUCGUCGCCCUUUCCCUCGCCGCCGAGCGUUUGCUUCACUAUGGCGGAAAGUUUCUUAAACGCAAGGAUCAAAAGCCACUUUACGAAGCUCUACAGAAGAUCAAAGAAGAGUUGAUGCUUCUGGGUUUCAUUUCUCUGCUUCUGACGGUUUCGCAAAAUAGCCUCACCAAAAUAUGCGUUCAUCCAACUGUAUUGCGCCACAUGCUUCCUUGUACUCUCCAGGAGAAGAAGGAGAAGGAGGAACAUCCACCAUCGUCGUCGUCUCAACAUUCUGCUUUCUCCUUUCCUGCUCCAAUUGCAAGGCGUCUCCUAGCAGAAGCAGCAGCAGCAUCAGAAGAAGAACACAUAACCUCUUACUGCGGUCGCAAGAACAAGGUUCCUUUAUUAUCUCUCGAAGCUUUGCAUCACCUCCACAUCUUCAUUUUUGUCCUCGCCGUCGUCCACGUCACUUUUUCAGUUCUCACCGUUGUUUUUGGAGGCGCAAGAAUACGUCAGUGGAAGCACUGGGAAGAUUCUAUUGCAAAGGACAACUAUGAUUCCACCAAAGUUCUCAAACCAAAGUUGACUCAAGUUCAACAACAUGAAUUUAUCAAGGGUCGCUUUUCCGGUCUCGGCAAAGACUCUGCUUUAAUUGGUUGGUUGCAAUCCUUUUUCAAGCAAUUCUAUGGCUCUGUUACAAAAUCAGAUUAUGUCACAUUAAGACUUGGUUUCAUUGUGACCCACUGCAAGACAAACCCCAAGUUUAAUUUUCACAAGUACAUGAUUCGUGCCCUUGAAGAUGAUUUCCGCCAAGUUGUUGGCAUAAGUUGGUAUCUUUGGCUCUUUGUGGUCAUCUUCUUAUUGUUAAAUAUCAAUGGUUGGCAUACAUAUUUCUGGAUUGCUUUCAUUCCUUUCAUUCUUUUACUUUCUGUUGGAACAAAGCUGGAGCAUGUAAUAACCCAACUAGCUCAUGAAGUUGCUGAAAAGCAUGCAGCCAUAGAAGGUGACUUGGUUGUACAACCUUCAGAUGGUCACUUCUGGUUUCACAGGCCGCACAUUGUUCUUUUCUUGAUUCACUUUAUCCUUUUCCAAAAUGCUUUUGAGAUAGCAUUUUUUUUCUGGAUAUGGGUUACAUAUGGAUUUGACUCUUGUAUAAUGGGACAAGUUCGUUACAUUGUUCCAAGGCUCGUUAUUGGGGUAUUUAUUCAGUUACUCUGUAGCUACAGCACCCUACCACUCUAUGCACUUGUUACACAGAUGGGAACUCACUAUAAGAGGGCGAUAUUUAAUGACCAUGUGCAAGUGGGCCUUGUUGGUUGGGCAGAUAAGGUAAAAAAGAAGAAAGCGCUAAAAGCUGAUGGCCAUACUAGCCAAGGAAGUUCUCAUGAUCAUGAGGGUUCUAGUACAGGAAUUCAGCUUGGCUCAGUUUUCCAGAAGCGGACAUCAGCACCCGAAGACAGUACUUCUGUAACCAAAGCUGAUUCUAGUACAGGAAUUCAGCUUGGCUCAGUAUUCCAGAAGAGGACAUCAGCGCCCGAAGACAGUACUGCUGUCAUCAAAGCUGAGGGGUCCAACUGAGAAUGGUUAUCUAGGUUAAGCGUGGUGGAGCAUUGUAUUUGUAGGACAUGUUGGGCUUGGUAUCGGCUUGUGGUGAAAGAUGUAUAGGCUUGAUGCUGGCAAUGCUGGGUUUCAUUUCUAAGAUCCUGAGAUCUGCUACCACACCCACCGACUAGUUACUACACGUGUAAUCUGAAUUUUGCUUCUUGCAUGGCCUAAUAGUAAUACUUCCCCUACUAUGACUCAUACUAAGUUCCAAAAGUUUGUCUUUAACAUAGUGCAUGUUUGGUAUCACUGUAAUUUAGCUAAAGCUACAAACUUGGUGAAUGGGAAGCUUCCUUCCUGUUUGUGCAUGUUUGUUUGCACUUUACUUUUGCCUUGCGGUAGCUUCCACAUUAUUUUUUCAUGUUUUUUUACAUGAGAGAUGCUAGUCCCUAAUUAGUGGAACUUAAAAAAUAUAUUUGUAGA
This is a messenger RNA of Trifolium pratense (red clover), 2599 nucleotides long. RefSeq names its product MLO-like protein 1. Gene Ontology annotation, cellular component: membrane. The record is from RefSeq and is a predicted model, not a curated record. NCBI's taxonomy places the organism in Eukaryota, Viridiplantae, Streptophyta, Magnoliopsida, Fabales, Fabaceae. Gene Ontology annotation, biological process: defense response. The transcript has 14 exons. Bases 515 to 2152 code for a protein of 545 amino acids.